This is a messenger RNA of Stegastes partitus (bicolor damselfish), 2074 nucleotides long. RefSeq names its product growth differentiation factor 5 (gene gdf5). Lineage: Eukaryota; Metazoa; Chordata; Actinopteri; Pomacentridae. Gene Ontology annotation, molecular function: cytokine activity; growth factor activity. The transcript has 2 exons. The coding region runs from base 1 to 1668 and encodes 555 amino acids. The record is from RefSeq and is a predicted model, not a curated record. Gene Ontology annotation, cellular component: extracellular region.
AUGAAAGUUGCGAAGCGCGUUUUUCUUCUGCUCAGCUGCUGGACUCUGUUCUACCUGCAUCCCGUCCUCGGUUCCCUCAGCCGGAGCAGACCCGCGGACAGCCACCGGCUCGGAGAGGCGGCGGACGGAGAGCAGCCCCGGGGGAGGACCGGCGGAGCAGCCGGGGGGACGUGGAAACCGGCGCCGGUGCGGAUCACGAGAAUCCGCGCGGGUCCGCCGCUGAUUAAAGGCGAAACGGCCGCGAGCAAAAGCAAAGUCCCCGCAGGGAGCCGAGCCCAGCAGCACCGGGACAGGGCGCUGGGUUUGGGGCGCAAAGAGGCUGCGCGCUCCUGGCCGCCCGCCGGGGAUGCGCACGUUAAAGCUCCCGCGGCUUUGAGCGCACAUGCAGCCGGGAGAGGAGCCGGAGCCGCGGCUGCCGGAGGCGGAGGCUCGCCGGGGAAAAGUUUGGGGAAAGUUGCUACCAGAGCUGCUCCAGCGCGCCCCGGAGCUGCGCAAAGAGCCGCCGGAGCGCAAAAGCAGCAGAGCGCCGCUCCGGUGGCGCAGCGAGGAAACGGCGGCGGCGGCGGCAAGGCGCCGAGGCUGAGCGAGCGGGAGGCGCAGCAGAAGCAGCCGCUGGUGAUUCCUCACGACUACAUGCUGUCUCUGUACUGGUCUCUGAGCAGCGGAGAGCUGAACGGCAGCGCGCUGCACGAGGCGGGUCUGGCCAACACCGUCACCAGCUUCGUGGAUAAAGGACAAGAUGAUCGAGGGCCUCAGCUGCGACGCCAGAAGUUUCUCUUCAACAUCAGCUCUCUGGAGCGCGACGGGCUGCUGGGGGCGGAGCUUCGGAUCCUGAGGAAGCGCGUGUCGGAGCCUCGCAGGGCCGACGGAGGCUCCGCCCACCUGAAGCUGCUCACCUGCUCAGGUAAACAGAAGCCGACGCUGCUGCAGACGAGGACGCUGGAGGACGUGCAGGGCUUCGGCAGCCGGUGGGAGGUGUUCGACGUCUGGAAGCUGUUCAAGGCCUCCAGGCAGCCGCCGGAGCAGCAGCUGUGCCUGGAGCUGGAGGCCGUGGAGCUCCGCGGCGGUCGCCACGCCGACCUGCGCUCGCUGGGCUUCUCCCGCCUCGGCAGGACCAACAAGGAGAAGGCCUUCUUCCUGGCGUUUGGCCGCAGCAAGAAGCGCGACCUCUUCUACAACGAGAUCAAGGCUCGGUCCGGCCACGACAACAAAACCGUCUACGAGUAUCUGUUCACGCAGCGCCGGAUGCGACGAGCUCCUGCGUCCAGAGGCGCCAAAAAGCUGCCGGCGCCGCCUCCUCCUCCUCCUCCGCCGCCGCAGACGCUCCCCCAGCACCAGGCGGCGAAGACGAGGCCUCGCUGCCACCGACGGCGGCUCCACGUCAACUUCAAGGAGAUGGGCUGGGACGACUGGAUCAUCGCGCCGCUCGAGUACGACGCCUUCCACUGCGACGGCGCCUGCGACUUCCCCAUCCGCUCGCACCUGGAGCCCACCAACCACGCCAUCAUCCAGACGCUCAUCAACUCCAUGGACCCCGAGUCGACGCCGCCCACCUGCUGCGUGCCGACGCGCCUCAGCCCCAUCAGCAUCCUGUACAUCGACUCGGCCAACAACGUGGUGUACAAGCAGUACGAGGACAUGGUGGUGGAGUCGUGCGGCUGCAGGUAGCAGCGAGAGACGCGGCGGUUUGUCGACGUCUGAAAGCGGAACUGCUUUAACUGGACUGGAGCGGACUAUGGGGCUGCAUACCAGCGCCGGCGGAGACUAAACAGAGGACGGUGGAGCUGUGCAGCAUCUCUGGAGCUGACGUGUGGCGUCGACGUUCAGGCAGACAGAUAACAGAGACGCUAUCUGCUAGAAAAAGAUGUAAAAAGUUGAAACAUUACGUGAAUUAUACUCAAAAAUGCCCUUUUUUCCAGCACUUAUCUGAUGGACUCGUGUGUAUCCUUUUUAUAAAGCAUGUGAAGAAUGUCUGAUGUAUAAAUACGGGCCGGUGAUGAAGUGCUGAUCUGACCUGCUCCAAAUGUGGGAAAGUUGAAUAAACUAGUCUUCAAUAAAAAAUGCCUAAUUGACU